AUGUCGAGCCAAAACGACGCAGCGGCGCAGGCCCUGCCUGACCGUACACAGAACCCCGCCGAAGAUAAGGCUCCUGAGGGCGGCGAAGUUUCCAAAAACGCAGCCAAAAAAGCAGCCAAGGCCGCCAAACUGGCAGCAGGAAAGGCCGAUAAGGCGUUGAAUAAGGGAAUUGGAAAAUCAGAGGCAAAACAACCUUCAUCCAAGGCUGCGAAGAAGAAAAUUGACGGAGCUGCCCAAAUUGGUAUCGAUGUUUCCAAGGAAGAGGAUUUCCCUGGCUGGUACCAGCAGGUUUUGACCAAGGGAGAGAUGCUGGACUACUAUGAUGUGUCUGGAUGCUUUAUUCUCAAGCCUGCGUCCUUCUACAUUUGGGAGAGUAUCCAAAAUUGGUUCAAUGACAAAAUCAAAAAGAUGGGUGUCCGCAACUGUUCCUUCCCCCUAUUUGUUUCGGAAGAUGUUUUGCAGAGGGAAAAAGAUCAUAUUGAAGGGUUUGCUGCGGAGGUUGCUUGGGUUACACACGCAGGCUCUACUCCUCUCGAGAAAAAGAUUGCCAUCCGUCCUACAUCCGAAACAGUCAUGUACCCCUACUACGCAAAAUGGAUCCGAAGCCACCGUGACCUUCCUCUGCGACUGAACCAAUGGAACUCCGUUGUGCGCUGGGAGUUCAAGCAUCCCCAGCCUUUUCUCAGAACUCGAGAAUUCCUCUGGCAAGAGGGACAUACCGCCCAUCUCACCGAAGAGGGUGCAGGAACGGAGGUCUUACAGAUCCUUGAUCACUAUGCCCAUAUCUACGAAGAUCUUCUCGCUGUCCCCGUCGUGAAAGGCCGAAAGACUGAGAAAGAAAAAUUCGCUGGUGGUUACUACACUACCACAGUCGAAGGCUACAUUCCUGCUACUGGCCGUGGUAUUCAGGGUGGUACAUCUCACUGCCUGGGCCAGAACUUUAGUAAAAUGUUCAACAUCACCGUGGAAGACCCAAAUGCCAAGCCCGAGGAGAAGUUGCCUCCGGUAUACGUGUGGCAGAACUCAUGGGGCCUGUCUACACGUACAAUUGGUGUGAUGGUCAUGAUUCACAGUGACAACAAGGGCUUGGUUCUUCCUCCCCGUGUUGCCGAAACCCAGGUCGUCAUUAUCCCCGUGGGCGUUGUCAAGAGCCUGCCCCAAGAGGAUCGUGAAGCUGUGUUCAAGGAAAUCGACGAACUCAAGGAUAAACUUGAGUCCGUGGGACUUCGAGUAGAGGCCGACCUCCGAGAUAACUACUCUCCCGGCUGGAAGUUCAGCGACGGAGAACUUCGCGGCAUUCCUCUCCGUCUUGAGUUUGGUCCUGGUGAAUCCAAGGGCGGCUUUGUCACGGCCGCACGUCGUGAUGUGCCAGGCAAAGAGGGGAAGAGCGAGAUUCAGCUCAAGAAUCUUACCACUGCCGUUCCCGCACUUUUGGACACUAUCCAUGACAACUUGUUCCGCCGUGCUGACGAGCAAUUCCGCGCUCACCGACGAACCCUCACCAACUGGGACGACUUUGUUCCUCUGCUCAACGCCAAGAACGUGCUUCUGAUCCCUCACUGUCUGACCGAAGCAUGCGAGGACCAAAUCAAGGACCUCAGCGCCCGCAAGGCAGAGGAAGACAGCGACGUCCCCGAGGAUGCCCGCGCCCCCAGCAUGGGAGCCAAGUCGCUCUGCAUUCCGUUGGAGCAGCCUGACGGUAUCGAGGCCGGCGUGACCAAGUGUCUCAACCCACACUGCGAGAAGUUGGCUGAGAAAUGGUGCAUGUUUGGACGCUCCUACUAA
Talaromyces rugulosus is the source of this 1785-nucleotide messenger RNA. RefSeq lists its product as uncharacterized. Gene Ontology annotation, cellular component: aminoacyl-tRNA synthetase multienzyme complex; cytoplasm. Gene Ontology annotation, molecular function: ATP binding; proline-tRNA ligase activity. The record is from RefSeq and is a predicted model, not a curated record. NCBI's taxonomy places the organism in Eukaryota, Fungi, Ascomycota, Eurotiomycetes, Eurotiales, Trichocomaceae. The transcript is spliced from 4 exons. Bases 1 to 1785 code for a protein of 594 amino acids. Gene Ontology annotation, biological process: prolyl-tRNA aminoacylation.